Molecule: messenger RNA, 1035 nt
Organism: Candoia aspera
Lineage: Eukaryota; Metazoa; Chordata; Lepidosauria; Squamata; Candoiidae
Gene: ADORA2B
Product: adenosine A2b receptor
Exons: 2
Coding region: 7-1026 (339 amino acids)
Biological process (GO): G protein-coupled adenosine receptor signaling pathway; adenylate cyclase-activating G protein-coupled receptor signaling pathway; vasodilation
Cellular component (GO): plasma membrane
Molecular function (GO): G protein-coupled adenosine receptor activity
Source: RefSeq, a predicted model, not a curated record
CGGGCCAUGGAUUGGCUGUACAUCGCGCUGGAGCUGCUGAUCGCGCUGCUGGCCACGCUGGGCAACGUGCUGGUCUGCUGGGCGGUGGCCCUGAACAGCACGCUCAAGACGGCCACCAACUACUUUCUGGUCUCGCUGGCCGUGGCCGACAUCGCCGUGGGGCUGCUGGCCAUCCCCUUCGCCGUGACCAUCAGCGUGGGCCUGGAGACGGACUUCCACUGCUGCCUCUUCCUGGCCUGCUUCGUGCUGGUCCUGACCCAGAGCUCCAUCUUCAGCCUGCUGGCCGUGGCCGUCGACCGCUACGUGGCCAUCAAGAUCCCGCUUAGGUACAAGAGCCUCGUGACGGGCAAGCGAGCCCGGGGGCUCAUCGCGGUCCUCUGGAUCCUCUCGUUCGGCAUCGGCCUGACGCCACUGAUGGGUUGGAACAGCUGGAAGGCGGGCAAGAACUGCGCCAACAAGACGGGGACCCCCGACGGGGGGAGGCGGGCCUACUGCCGGGUGGAAUGCCUCUUUGAGAACGUGGUGCCCAUGAGUUACAUGGUCUACUUCAAUUUCUUUGGCUGCGUCCUCCUCCCCCUCCUCAUCAUGCUGGGCAUCUACGUCAAGAUCUUCACAGUGGCCUGCAAACAGCUGCGGCAGAUAGAGCUGGUGGGGAACUGCCGGGCGACCCUGCAGAGGGAGGUCAGCGCGGCCAAGUCCCUGGCCAUCAUCGUGGGCCUCUUUGCCCUCUGCUGGUUGCCCCUCCACAUCCUCAACUGCCUCAACCUGUUUUACCCGGGGUUCACCGACAGCAGGCCCCCCUGGAUCAUGAACUUGACCAUCAUCCUGUCCCACACCAACUCGGUGGUCAAUCCCGUCAUUUACGCCUAUCGCAUCCAGGACUUCCGGUACACCUUCCGGAAGAUCCUGUCCCGCUACGUCUUCUGCAAGGCCGAGGACUUCCCCAAGCACCCCAAAGGGAGCAAGGGAGGCGGCAGCCGCCACCUGGCCAGCAACCACCUUAGCGCUUCUCCCACCUGCGGUUGAGGCCGCCCC